This is a messenger RNA of Daucus carota subsp. sativus, 1049 nucleotides long. RefSeq lists its product as uncharacterized. The transcript is spliced from 4 exons. Gene Ontology annotation, cellular component: chloroplast envelope. The coding region runs from base 100 to 798 and encodes 232 amino acids. NCBI's taxonomy places the organism in Eukaryota, Viridiplantae, Streptophyta, Magnoliopsida, Apiales, Apiaceae. The record is from RefSeq and is a predicted model, not a curated record.
CUAUAUCCAUACCUUAAUACCUAUCCAUCUAUAACAAAACAAUCACAGUGUUGUUCACUAGUACUAGUUCCCACUUCUUCCUUGAUUACAUACACUGAAAUGCUUCUUCUACAGGGCAAUCCUCCCAGCAACAAGUGCUUGCUAACUUGGUCAUCAACUUUUGUGCCUAGAAAUGUGUGCCCAAGUGUUCAUUUUGAGGUGAAUGAGAAGAAGAAGAAGAAAAGGGGUUCAAGAAUCAUAGAAAGUUCCUUGCUUGAGACCACCCCAGUGGUCUUAUGGGCUGGAAGGGUUUGUAUUCAUUAUGCCCUUUUGAAAGCUGGCCUUGCUGGAUCUCCUGCUAGCCCCCUUGUCUCUCAAGAUACAGGAAUAGGAGGUGGUGCUGCUGAUUUGGGUUUCGCGAAGUGGUUCGAGGAGUUACAAGGCAAACCAGAUAAGGAAGCAGCUAGUAGAAGAAAAUUAGUGAGCAAAUGGCAUCCCACAACUAAGGGUACACUAAAACGGAGUUACAGGAUACCUUCCAAAUCUGAAGGGCGACGCCUUCUUAGAGCCAUUGCUUCUGUACUAUCUGAUGAUGAUCAAUUCAGAGAUGCCACUUCACACAAGGGUUGCCAGAUCAGGAGGGAGACUGCUCACGGGGAGACAGUUUGCUGUAAUAAUGUCAGGGCAUUGUUUGACGAACUCCCUACUCCGCACUUGACUGUUGAAAUCACACCAUUUCCAGCUGGUCCUCUUACAGAGAAGGAUUACAGCAAGGCUGAGAAGUUAGAAAAGGUUCUCAGGUCUGGCCCUUCAGUUUGAUCUGUUGUCUCCGUAUUUUGAUAUAAACCAAAUCGAUCAGCUGUACAUAUUAGUGUCAUGAAUAAUAAUUUGUAGUUGGCAUACUCAUAACCAUCCCAGACAAUCUGAUCUGUUCACUUUUGACACGUGUGCACUAAUUUCUCUAUUGUGAAAGCCGUACUUCAUUGUUUAUUGGAGUAUGGAGAAGUCGUGUAAGCAUGUAAUCUUAAACUCAAGUGUUGUAUUAAUGCAUAAAUUUUAAAAAUUUGUAA